AUUCUGCAUGAGUUAAAUCCUACCUUCAUCAUCCAAACUAGCCCGUAAAGUCGUCACCUUUGUCGAUUGCUUGACUUGAUUUGUCGGUCUUGUCCCCUAAACUUUCAAGGCUUGCUCAGUCUCGAUUUCUUGGCUCCACUCAGCGCAGGAUAACAUUGCCGCGCAUUCCGCGAGCUGGAUAUCAAAUCCGUCCACUCCAAAAUAGCUCAUCUUGAUUGUCCGGGUUUCCAAAGAUGCUGAAGCAGAAUCCUAGCUCCGGUGGCCGGAGAAGUUCCGACGGAAACUGCGAGGUCGCUCAAACCUAUUGCUCCUCGUACGGCUGGGCUUCCACGGCGCCGCGGACCUGCAGGAAUCUUGUCGCGGUCUCCGUGAAGGUGUUUUGUGCGUGCUUUGGCUUGAAGAUUGAGAGAUCUACAAAAGAAGAGCCGGCCAAGAACUUCAAAUCUCCUUCCUCCACAUUUUCGGGAAGCAGCCAUGGUGGAUCCCAAGGAAGCAGGAUGAGAAGUUCAAGUAGAGGAUUGUAUGCCACAGGAUCUAAUCCAUCCCAAAAACAACCUGGUAAUAAAAAAUUUACUUUACAGGAGAUUUCUAAAGCAACUGAGAAUUUCUGCUCCUCUCUUAAGAUUGGGGAAGGAGGAUUUGGGACAGUUUACAAAGGAAAUCUUGAUGAUGGAACCUUAGUCGCAGUUAAACGCGCCAAGAUGGGAGUCCGCGAUAACUGUCGGAAUAUGGAGUUCCAGACUGAGAUAAAAACCUUGGCUCGUGUAGAGCAUUGCAAUCUAGUCAGGUUCAUUGGAUAUGUAGAACAAGAUGGAGAGAAAGUAGUAGUCGUUGAAUAUGUACCUAAUGGAACUCUUAGGGAGCAUCUCGAUUGCUUGCAAGGAAAGCCUCUUGAUUUUGCUGCACGUCUGGAUAUUGCAAUUGACAUUGCUCAUGCUGUUACUUACCUCCACAUGUAUGCAGAUCACCCUAUUAUCCACAGAGAUAUUAAAUCAUCCAAUGUUCUUCUUACAGAAACACUACGUGCUAAGGUUACAGAUUUUGGAUUUGCUCGCUUUGGUAUGAAUGAAAGUGAAGCUUCCUAUAUUACCACCCAGGUUAAAGGGACUGCAGGUUACUUGGACCCAGAAUACCUCAAAACCUAUCAGCUCACAGAAAAGAGUGAUGUUUUCUCCUUCGGUGUUCUGUUAGUGGAACUAAUUUCUGGGAGGCGUCCUAUAGAACCAAAAAGGGAUCGUAAGGAGACAAUAACAGCAAAAUGGGUUAUCAAAAAUUUCUCUGAGGGAAAUGCAAAGGAAACACUCGACCCAAAUCUCCCAGCGAGCCCUUCCACAAAUUUUGCCCUGGAAAAAAUCCUUGAAUUAGCAUUGCAGUGCAUGGCACCAACUCGACAGAAUCGGCCCUGCAUGAGGAGAUGUGCAGAAAUCUUGUGGAGAAUUCGCAAGUAUUAUAGAGAGCUCUUCAAUUCAGAGCCUCCCUCUGUGCCUUCACAAUGGAGAAAUUCUUCCUCUAAUGGCAGAAUGGAACCUCACCAUCUUUCUUCUAAAUCAAAAAAUGAAGCGAGUAAAAGCUGCAGCGUGCAGCGUUCAGCUAAACAAGUGUAUUGUAAGCAGAAUUGAAGGCUGUAAAAAGAAUAACACCACUGCCAAUAAUAAAUGGUCAGUUUUUAUAUCAUUUGGACAUAAUGUAUUGUAUAUUGAUAAUUUGCUGGCCUUAGUUUAUAUUGGAGUUGGUGGAGGGACUGAGAGUUUGUUAAGUAAAGAAGAUUGUAAGAUACAGCUAUGGCAUGAUUAGAUGAUUAGUCUUAUUAUAUUUCUGCUUGUAUAAAUUUUAUUAUAUCAGUACAGUCAGAAUUGUCAGAGAAGGUUUUUUUU
Messenger RNA from Dendrobium catenatum, 1874 nucleotides. Its product is annotated as calmodulin-binding receptor-like cytoplasmic kinase 2. Gene Ontology annotation, molecular function: ATP binding; protein kinase activity. Lineage: Eukaryota; Viridiplantae; Streptophyta; Magnoliopsida; Asparagales; Orchidaceae. The transcript has 6 exons. Bases 234 to 1619 code for a protein of 461 amino acids. Gene Ontology annotation, biological process: protein phosphorylation. The record is from RefSeq and is a predicted model, not a curated record.